AUGAAAUGGAGCAAAGCUCAUAAAAUGAAGUAUAAUUAUUUACAUUCAAUCUCGCAUUCAACUGAUGCUAUUAACGAAAACAAAUUGAAAAAUAAAAAAAUAUUAGAUGAAAAUCAAAAAACAUUCACCACUUUAACAUCGAAUAAGCCCGCGAGACUUCCACGCUUAAAGCCGAAGGCGGUGAUGGGGAAGAAAAAAAUUUGUCAGUUUGAUGAGUGUUUUGGUUGUAGACCGAUUAAUUUUAAUGCCUUUGAGGGCUUGGAGAAAGCACUAAGAUUAUGUGAAGAAGCACUAAAGAUAAAGGAAUUAAUUUGGAUAAGUGUUUAUCUUGCAUGUGAUGUUUAA
Molecule: messenger RNA, 345 nt
Organism: Clunio marinus
Lineage: Eukaryota; Metazoa; Arthropoda; Insecta; Diptera; Chironomidae
Source: the annotation of a GenBank genome assembly